Messenger RNA from Klebsormidium nitens, 2302 nucleotides. The record is from the annotation of a GenBank genome assembly. Lineage: Eukaryota; Viridiplantae; Streptophyta; Klebsormidiophyceae; Klebsormidiales; Klebsormidiaceae.
GUGGAAGCUUCUUAGCCUUCUGUUCGCGGUGUGGUAGCCAUACGUACUCGCAGGAGACGUGGAGGCGGCCUCGAUGGCGCCUUCGUUGUGCAACCAAUGCAAGCGUUGACAAUAAUAUUGGAGCCCUUCUCAAUGGCUCCCUCCCCCCUCCUCGUACCACGCUGCCAUUUCCAUGGCUUCAUGGAGCCUUGCAAUGUGGCCCUCUUUAUCAGCCGGCAAGCUGGGGCCAGCUGUUUCCUGGCGAUAUCCGGAAGCUCCAAUCCCAGUUCUCGUUCCAUCUAUCUCUCAGAGGACGCCCGUUCAAAUUCCUAAGCGGUGUUUUGGCAAUGAUGGUCGUGCUUCCCUCUCGCAGGAGGGGAGGGGGUUCUGGCGCCAGCGGCACUGGUCCGGCUUGCAGCGGGAACGCUUGGUUCAGUGUCGGCCUCGAGCCAGUGCUAGGUCUGCUGAUUCUAUUGGCUCAGCAUCAGGGUACCCUGAUCAGUCAGCUAAGGACAGCCGAGAGCAUGUUACUGUGAAUGAACGCGCCUCCUUUCUGCACUUCAGACCGUUACCGUUUCCAGAUUUGGAAGGCUGGUUGGAGGGGUUGUCAGAAGGGUGGAGGACGACAUUGUUAGUUGGUGGUUUUGCAACCCUGGCCGCUGUGGCUUGGUUCUGCAAUCUGGCCGCAGCGGGUUUGGUGGAUGACACAGAGCCCCUCUUUAUCGAAGCAGCCCGGCAGAUGCUUCUCACCGGAGACUGGAUCACUCCGCAAUUCAAUGCUCAACCGCGGUUUGACAAGCCAGCCCUCAUCUACUGGCUCGCAGCAGCUGGAGCAAGGGUGCUCGGAAGAAACAGAGCAUGGGCAUAUCGGCUGCCCUCCACUGUCUGCGCCUCGCUGCUCAUGUGGGGUUUGGUAAAGGUUGUGCGCCAGUUUGGGCUUCCCUUUGCUUCAGAGCACGCUUUAACAGGCGGCCCCAUCAGCAGAAAGAAGGGCUCCCUCGUCAGUUGCAUUGUGGUCGCGUGCGCUUUUGCGCUGAGCACUGAGGUCGUCGUCUGGGGGAGCAUUGGUGUCUCAGACAUGCUGCUGACGUCCACCACCGGGGCCUGUUUGUUGGCGUUCUUCUACGGUUAUGCCGGACAGCACCAGCGGGGAUUUCGCUGGGGCUACCCUCUGUCGGCUAUCUUCAUGGCGCUCUCAGUCCUCAGCAAAGGCCCUGUUGGGGUGGUGGUACCCACUUUGGUGUGCGCCACUUUCUUGAUGUAUACAGGAGAGCUUCUGACAGUACUGCAAGAGCUGCCGCUGCUCAAGGGGGCGAGCAUUGUGUUGGGAUUGAAUGCACCGUGGUAUCUGACAAUGGUUCAGAGGCACGGGCGCAUGUACUGGGCGACAUUCUUUGGGUACCACAAUCUGGAGCGCUUCACCAAGGGCGUAAACCACCACGAUGGGAUGCCAUUCUGGUUUCCUUCCGCCGUCGUCCUUGCUGCACACCUGCCCUGGUCCCUCGCCGUCCCUGUGGCCCUCCUCCGCUCCCGUCUCCACUCCCACCGCUCCCUCUGGCUGGCCACUUCCCGCGAGGAUCGCCUGGUACCCUUUGCCGCGUCCUGGUUCCUUGCGGUCUUCGCCUUCUUCUCGUCAUCAGCAUCCCAGCUGCCAUCCUACUACCUCCCCCUGAGCCCCGCCGUUGCGCUCUUGGCCGCGUCUCUACUGACUUGGCAAGAGAGGAGAGAAGACAAGCCGGAGGCUGAGGAGCAGGAAGGUGUGCCGCCAAAUGUUGCAAGACUGACUGCGGCGAGUACGCUGGCCGCUUAUGCGCUGCAGGCGGUGGCGCUGUCACAGCUGCCUGCGAUGCUGGCCUCCUCAGCGGAUGCAAAGGCCAUCGAGAUUGGGAUCAGAAUAGCAGCCCAGCAUCUCCACUGGACCGGCACUGCCAUCUUUGGUGCUGGCGCGCUCGCAGUCACCCGCACACACGAGUUUUCUGCCGUCACAAAACCCCUCCAUUCAGAAGCCCACCAAAGCCCCUCCAGCGGACCCAUUAAGCGCAAGCUGCGCCUUCCCCUGCUAAGGCUGGCGUCAAGUCCGCUCUGCUGCUGGGUGAUGCUGCGGACAUGGACGGCUCCCUCUUGGACGAGGCGGACGUUGCAAGCGCUGGCGGGUACGUCCUCAAGCGGAUGUUUGUCCCGGAGUAGGGGCCUCGGCUGCCCAGAAGAAGGGGGCAGAUCCGGCGCAAGUGUUGGCAACACGCCAGGCUUGACUGUCAUGAUAUCAAGUAUCUGUAGAGCGUAUAAUGAGGAGGCCCCGAGCAUGUGUAUAGUCAGUAGGUAG